CCGCGAAACAAACAAAAGCCCUCACAACCGCUGCAAGCGUGUCCGCCUUUUGCCUUUUGCGCUUUUGCUUGUUUAUUUUUUUUUUCGCACUUUUUUUUUUCCUUCUCACGCACGUUGGCUGCAACUCGCGCAAGGACCUGCAACACCCACUCGCUCACCCACACAACCGCGCCUCGUUUGAGCCAGCAAGAAGCAGCCCAGCCCUCAACUCUUUGUCACACACACACUCUCUCCCACUCUUGUGCUCACGUCAGCCAGCCUGCCAGUGGGUGUCCCCAUCAGUCAGCCAGCAAAGGGCCAGUCGGCCGAGUUCAUGACGCUCACAGCCAUGGACCCUUCCACCUUGCCCACCUCGUCUGCGGACACGGGGCCUGGCUUGACAAGCACCACCGACAACCCAACCACCACCACCGCUGCUGCGUCUUCCGCACCACAAGCAGCAGUAUCAACCACCACCUCUGCAGACACAACCGACAACAACAAAUUGCUAUCCGAGCCAGCAACCAACACCGCCAACAACAAAGCCCGCGUGGAUGACACCAACAACGCAGCCACAAAUGACACCAGCCAAGACACACCAACGACACACACACAGCAGCAAGAGCACCAACACCAAUCGUCGGCGUCAACGCCUGCACCGCACUCGCCACAAUCAACCACAUCGACGGCCGCGGCCGCAGAGCAGCACCUGCCGUCGACAGAGCCAGCGAGAACAGACUCCACGGCGCUAUCGGAACAGCCACAGCCGUCACCGAUUGUUGUGUCCUCAACCCCGAGCGAUGCGCCCAGUCCAGCGCCCGCAACGCCCUCUGCGUCCUCGUCUGCAACAAAGCCGCGUGGCAGGUGGACGAACCAGCUCAAGUUUAUGCAGGAUGUCGUGCUGAAACGCCUGUCCGCACUCGACUCGAAGCACUGGUUUGCGCAGCCUGUCGAUUGGAAGGCCCUCAACAUCCCUGACUACCCGACCAUUAUCAAGCAGCCCAUGGAUCUUGGCACCGUGAGCAAGAAGCUGAAGGAGAGGACGUACACAUCUGCUCAGGAAUGCAUCGAUGACAUUCACCUCAUGCUCAACAACUGCUUCGUCUACAACCCAGCAACCAACCCUGUACAUAUCAAGGCGCGCGAGUUGGAGACUGCAUUUGAGCGCUGUCUGCACCGCCUCCCGCAGCCGGAGAUGGACGUGUCACUUGCUGCGACGAUGCUGCCCAAGCAGACGCCGCGGCCUGCGCCCUUCACCCCGGGCAACGGCGUGUAUGCGCGCCGCCACUCGCGUCGCACCGUCCGCCCGCCAACCCGUGACCUGCCAAGCCCAGCCAACCACCCGCAGACCAAGGCCCUGCGCGAGUGCCGCAAGAUCAUCUCGGAGCUGUUUAGCAAAAAGCACGCCGAGUACGCGUGGCCGUUUUACGAGCCCGUCAAGGCGGACGAGCUCGGGCUCUCGGACUACCGCGACUUUGUGGACACGCCCAUGGACCUGGGCACGGUGAAGAAGCGCAUCGAGUCGGGCCACUACUCGGACGUCGACUCGUUUAUCGCGGACGUCAGGCUCGUGUUUUCAAAUUGCUACAAGUACAACCCGAGCACAGACCCCGUCUUUGGCAUGGCAACAAAGCUCCACAACGUGUUUGAGUACAGCCUUGCCUCUGCGCAGCUGGACGAGCCCUCCACCGGCAGUCGCCGCGGGUCUGCGGCCGCCACCCCAGCAGCAACGCGAAAGGCGUCGGCCGCGCCAACGCCACUCAGCGGUGGCACAGCCACAACCACAGGCACGGGCGCAGGUGCCGGCGGUCGGGGCAAGCGCCGUCGCAGGCGCGGGCGUGACGACGACACGAGCGACAGCGACGAGGACUACGAUGCCGAGGGCGACUCGGCAGCGGAGGAGGAAGAUGUGGAGGAAGCAAAGCCCAAGCGCACAGCAUCCGCAGCGAAGGCACCGGCCAAGCGCGCAAAGACAACGACAUCAACUGCUGCAGCAACGGCAGGGAAAGGCAAGACAAGCAAGGCCAAGGCAGGCGCGGCGGCGUCAAAGGCCAAGGGCGGCAAGGCAGGCGCUGGUGGCGGCGGCGGCUCGGGCAAGCGCAAGCCCACGGCGUCGGCAACAAAGAAGCGGCAGCGGAAGAAGGCUAAGCAGGUGGACACGUCUGAUUCUGACGACAGCGAUGCCUCGUCGUCUGAAUCCGAGUCUGACUCGGACCUCGACCUGGACAGCGUGGACCCGCUGGUGCUCCUGGCCAACAUGUACAAGGACCGCCUCUCCAAAAAGAAGAAGAAGAAGCAGAUGAAGAAGAAAAAGAAGCAGCAGCAGUCGACAAGCAAGAAGGCCGGGGCGAGCUCCCGCGCCUCAAAGUCAAAGAAGACCACCAAGGCCAGCGGCGGCAAGGGCGGCGCAUCAUCAGCGUCGUCAUCGUCCGCUGCGGCGUCCAGCACCGCUGCUGCGGCGUCUGCGCUGGCGAAUUUGACGCCGGAGCAGCUGCAGGCCAUCACGGCUGCGGUCGGGUCGGGCGUGUUCAACCUGCCCCAGGGCGGUGCUGCGGGCGCCAAGAGCGACGACACGGGCACGAGCGGCGCCGAGACAGAGGCGUCGACGCCGGCAAAGGGCGGACGCAAGGCCCCGGCAGGCGGUGGCGGCGGUGGCGCUGCUGCCAAGGCGAAGCAAAAGCCAAAGGCAAAACCAAAGCCAAAGCCAAAGCCAAAGGCCAAGCCCGCGGCAAAGCCAAAGCCAAAAGCGGCGCCGCCACAGCGGUCUGUGACAGCCAUGUCAGACAGCGACUCUGGCUCAUCGUCAUCGUCAGAGGAUGAGGAGGACGACGACACCCCGUUCACAUACGACCAGAAACGACAGCUCAGCCUCGAUAUCAACAACUUGCCGAUGGAGAAGCUGCCGCGCGUGGUGCAGAUUAUCAAGAACUACGAGCCAUCCCUCACCCACACCAACCCGGACGAGAUUGAGAUUGACUUUGACAAGCUGCGGCCCCGCACCCUGCGCGAACUCGAGCGCUACGUGCGCAACUGCCUUAAAGGUGUGGCAUAAUCCCAUCCAUCCACCCACCCAUCCAUGGCCCGCCCCUCGCGGCUCUGUGAACACUGACACUUGUGUUGUUGUCGUCGUCCUCGUUGUGUCUGAGCGGUGUGGGUGACUGUUGUUUGCCGGAGAGAAGAUCCUUUCCCUCCUACAUGGUUACGAUUUUUUGUUGGUGUGAACGUGAACCACUGUGCGUAGGUAGUUCACGUGGUGUGUCCCUUCCCCUCCACCAAACCCGCAGCUUUCUUUUCUCCUUCUCUCUCUAUCUGUGUUAUUUCUGGGUUGCGGUGCACGCCUUGCCCCCCCCCCGUCCUUCUCCGGACCCCAUUCUUUGUUGUUCUCAAGUCACGUGUCGAUUGAUGGCGUGUGCUCGACGUCCAACAUGACAUUUCUCUCCCAGCCUAGCUUUAUUUCCUCUUUUUGCCUCUGGUUAAUAUUUUGCUUGGCUUUGCAGCCGUGUUCGCCACCCAGUCGUUGCUCUGCACACGCGCGCACGUGCGUGCCUUUUCUCCCCCUCUUCUCUCCUCCUUUCUCCUCGUCCUCUCCCCCGCUCCAUGUCCUUCUUUGCAUGCAUUGAUCGGCACUGUCCCAUCUGACGUGUGUCAUCAACACUGCGUGUGCACUGCGUUGCCUGUCAACAGCUUGAAGCCUCCCCCCCCUCCACAGUCCCUCAUGGGUGUGCUGUCGUGUUGAGGACGAGUGUGCGCCUUCUUGCAUGCACCGGCGUCAUCUUUCCGCCCAAUCACAACAGAGACAGGCUUGCUCGCUGGCUCUCCUCAGCCUCUCUUGUUCCCUUUUCGCUUUGCCAUCUCGCUCGAUUUGUUCUUCCCUCUCGUAUGUUUCUGGUGGCUGGUCUCUCUUCUUUCCUCGCUUGUGUACACAUCUCUCUGUGUGUAGCUUUUCGUUUGGGGGCCACAUCUCUCCGUCGUUGCUUUUCUCGAUGUCGUCAUUGUUCUGUGCAUAAUUCUUUGGCGGCUACCGUCUCCCUUUGUACUUCCUCCCUUGUACUUCCUUCCUUCCUUCUCUUGCUUGUGGGCCGCAUGCCACGUCCAUGGUGUGUCGUGUUGUGUGUCCCCAGCCCAAUCCCUCGCCUUUCUUUUUCGCUCCCCCUUUUUCUGCCCCCCAUUAAAUGAUAGCAUAUUUGAGCAACCUCUAUACCUUGUCAGCCAUCAAGUGCUUGCUUCCCAACGUGUCAACAAGAGAGAGGCCUUUUGUUUCUCGUGUUUUCUCUUCCUGAAAGGAUCUUCUCUCCACGUCCGGUGUGUGCGUGUGAUGU
This is a messenger RNA of Salpingoeca rosetta, 4298 nucleotides long. RefSeq lists its product as hypothetical. Gene Ontology annotation, biological process: chromatin remodeling; regulation of DNA-templated transcription. The transcript has 6 exons. The record is from RefSeq and is a predicted model, not a curated record. Bases 314 to 3031 code for a protein of 905 amino acids. Lineage: Eukaryota; Choanoflagellata; Craspedida; Salpingoecidae. Gene Ontology annotation, cellular component: chromatin; nucleus.